Thelazia callipaeda (thelaziosis nematode) is the source of this 2376-nucleotide messenger RNA. The record is from the annotation of a GenBank genome assembly. NCBI's taxonomy places the organism in Eukaryota, Metazoa, Nematoda, Chromadorea, Rhabditida, Thelaziidae.
AUGAUCAGAACAGGAACUCGGUUUAGUCAUGCUGUGUUAAAAGGCAUAUCAAGUGCGGAGCCGUCAACCAGUUGGAAGUGGUUAGGAACAUUGUUCGGUCUUAGGCGAUCAUUUUCAUCAACAAGUAUUUAUCGAAAUACUGGCUACUAUGCAUUAUUUCCUAUUGUACCGAAUGCAACACCAGAAAAUAACCGAUUUGUCGCUAAUAUUUACAAUGCAGAAGAUUGGCCAGUAUUUGGUCUUUCUCCGUUAGAAAUGUAUGAUGGAACAGUCCGAAUGUUGCUGGAAUAUGGAGCUACAAUACAUGAUCACAUGAAAAGAUUAGAAGAAACAAAACCAGAGGAUUUCACUUUUGAAAACGUUAUUGAACCAUUUAUUCCUGAAGAAGAACAAGUUUUGUAUGCAUUUCAUACGCUCUGGACGCGUAUGGUAACAGAUUGGCCUAUUUCCAAAGAACUACAUAUCGAUUUUAUGGGAAUUCAUGAAUUGGCCAUCAAUGAAAUUUCUGCCAAAUGGAAGCACGAUAUUUUUUUUAAAGCAAUUAAAACACUAUAUGAACGAAAUGAAAUCACAGACAAAUGGAAACGUCGACUUGUCGAUUUUUACUAUCUUCAGAUGAAGUUAUCAGCUAUGGAAGAAACUCAAAAAAAACAAGAACAAUUUGCAGGACAUGACAGUUUUGUUGAACAUUAUAUACUUAGAUAUAGAUUGGUUUUACGAGAUUCAGAAGCAAUGGAAAAUAUUGAAAUCACUGAUCGCGAAGUAUUGAAGGAUGCACCUCCUCAAGUAUUGCGGCAACUUGCAGUAAAUAAAAAAGAGUAUGCAAAAGGACCAUGGAUGAUAACUGCAUCAGCGAGGUCAGUAAAGCCAUUGCUAACGUAUUGUACUGAUAAGGCCAUUCGUGCAAAUAUUUGGAAUUAUUGGAUUUCUCGUGCCUCUCAACCACAUAGUUUGGCUCGUGUAACCAGUAAUUCUAGAACUAUUGAAACGAUCAGGAGACAUCAAGCAAAAAAAGCUGCUGUGCUUGGAUUUUCUACUUAUGCUGAAUACCGAUUAGCAUAUAAGAUGGCGGAAUCACCAGAAAUUGUACGGAAAUUCACGAAAGCUUUGGCAAGAAGGAUGAGACCUUUAUUUAAUGAUCGAAUGCAGGCAUGGUCCACUUUUGCUGCAGAAGAAGAGAAAAUUUAUACAUUGACUCUCGCUGAUUUAUAUUACAUUUGUCGUAGAGAAGCUGAGAGUUUUCAUGAAAUCGACUUUACGGAUGUCAUGCAUCACUUUCCUUUUUGGCCAACAUUCGAGAACAUCUUAGAGACUCUUUCAUACGUAUUUGGUGUAUUCUUCAAAGAUGUGACGGACAAAAAUCUUGAUCGGUGUCACCCAGAUGUCCGUAUUUUUUCUGUUACAGAUUCUACUGGGCUACAUUUGGGUCGUCUAUAUGUCGACCCUUUUGAACGACGAAAUAAAUGCUGUGGCAGCACAGGGAAUGGAUGGGAUAAAAUUGUCUAUAUGUUUGCUAAUCUUAGUGAAUUCAGUUCACAAGACUCAUGUACACUUUUGCAUUAUGAUGAAUUGCAAAAUCUUCUUUUUUAUGUUGGUCGUGCUAUGCAGCUUCUGCUCUCCCAGUCACCAUAUAGGGAUUUAACAAUACCAUGGUCAAUUUAUCAAGCCCAUGAUGUUGACGCUUUAGAUCUUCUUCCGACUUUUAUUCAGUUUUUCGUUUUCAAGCCUUUAUUGUUGGCUGCUUUAUCUUCCAAACAUUUAGUAAGUUUGUGGAUUACUCGUUGCUUAUCUAGUGUACUUAUUGCUCAAGGUUUAGCCAAAACCGGUGAGCCAUUAUCGGAAGCUAAAGCAAAUGAUAUUGCACUGGCUUUAUCACGUGGUUCAUUUUAUGAAACUUACCGUACCCUUUUCUGGGCAGAUUUCGACCUCUCACUGUUUGACAUGAAAGAUGCCGAUCAGGUUAUUUGGCAAGAAAUAUAUGAUGACAAACUGAAGGAGUAUUUUCCUUUUAAGCGAGCCACAAAUGACAUGCAACCAUGUUCUUUUGCUCCUAUUUUUGGUCGAAGUAUGUCAAUGGGCAUGUAUUACAGUCGCUUGUGGACAGAAAUGUUGGCUCUCGACAUCCACGAUACAUUUGAAAAAGAAAAUGAUGUUUGUGCUACUGGGGAUCGCCUGAAAAAAACGAUUUUGAUUGAAGGUGCCAGCCAGCCACAAAGAGAACUUUAUCGGCGAUUCCAGGGACGUGACCCGAGCCCAGAUGCCAUGUGUGAUUUCUAUGAUCCUCCUCACUACCACAGCAUUGCUAGUUCCAACGAACCUGUCCCUUUCCUGAUUGCCAAUAAAGGAACACCGGAAAAGAAACUAGAGGCGACAUGA